CAAAUACCGCGAGAACUAAUAAUAUUAUCCGCUCCGCUAACGUCUGCAGCUGUACCUUGCCAUGUAUAAAGCGAUUAAUAAAAGCAGUCUGAGGCAACUGCCUUGUCUCUUGAAGCGGUUCCAGAGCACGUUGGUGGUGGCAGAGCACGACAAUGAGAAACUGACACCCGUCACACUCAACGCCAUUACUGCUGCCAGCAAAGUAGGGAGUGAAAUCUCUUGUCUGGUAGCGGGAACUAACUGCGCAAAGGUCACAGAGGAGCUGAGUAAAGUGAAAGGAGUAAAGAAGAUUCUGGUGGCUCAGCAUGACGCCUACAAGGGUCUUCUGCCAGAGGAACUAACUCCACUGAUUCUGGCCACUCAGCAGCAGUUUGGCUUCACACACAUCUGUGCUGGAGCCACUGCCUUUGGAAAAAGUCUACUGCCCAGAGUGGCUGCAAAGCUAGAUGUGGCAGCCAUCUCUGACAUCAUAGAGGUCAAAUCCCCUGACACAUUUGUCCGAACCAUCUACGCCGGGAAUGCCCUGUGUACGGUGAAGUGCAAUGAAAAAGUGAAAGUAUUCACAGUGAGAGCGACCUCUUUUGAGGCUGCACCAGUGCAGGGUGGAAGUGCAGCCACUGAACAGGUGGCACCCUCAUCUCCUGUGGGCAUAUCUGUGUGGGUGGAGCAGAACCUGUCUAAGAGUGACCGCCCAGAGUUGACCAGUGCUAAAGUGGUGGUGUCUGGAGGCCGUGGGUUGAAGAGUGGAGAAAACUUCAAACUUCUCUAUGACCUGGCAGACAAGCUGAAUGCAGCAGUUGGAGCCUCCAGGGCAGCAGUGGAUGCUGGUUUUGUCCCCAAUGACUUGCAGGUUGGCCAGACAGGAAAGAUUGUGGCCCCCGAGCUCUACAUUGCAGUGGGUAUAUCAGGAGCCAUUCAGCACCUUGCUGGGAUGAAGGACAGUAAGACCAUCGUUGCCAUUAAUAAGGACCCAGAGGCGCCCAUCUUCCAGGUGGCUGAUUACGGUUUAGUGGCAGACCUCUUCAAGGCUGUUCCUGAGAUGACAGAGGCACUGAAGAAGUGAGAGGCACCCAGUGCUUUUUUGACCUAAUGUAUCAAACGUAAUAGGACGAUAAUUCAGAUAUUCUCACAGAAAAUGGAUAUAAAAUGUACAGCUUCAUUGCACACCAAACAGAAGAGAAACAUGAGAGUAUCUUUACCACCCUGAUGAUUAAUACUUUCAUGCCAUUUACCAAAGCCCAUAUGAGUCAGUUUGAUUUGAGUUAUUCUUGUUAUUAUAUCAUAAAGGUGCUUAAUAACUGGCUUAUACUUAACAUCAAUUAGCCACUUGAUAAAUGAUAAUUACUGUGUUAUAUGUAGAUACUGAAAUAAACGUAAUUACUUAUUCUUUUGAUCUUU
This is a messenger RNA of Chanos chanos (milkfish), 1398 nucleotides long. Its product is annotated as electron transfer flavoprotein subunit alpha, mitochondrial. Gene Ontology annotation, cellular component: mitochondrion. Lineage: Eukaryota; Metazoa; Chordata; Actinopteri; Gonorynchiformes; Chanidae. Gene Ontology annotation, molecular function: electron transfer activity; flavin adenine dinucleotide binding. The transcript is spliced from 12 exons. Gene Ontology annotation, biological process: fatty acid beta-oxidation using acyl-CoA dehydrogenase. The record is from RefSeq and is a predicted model, not a curated record. The coding region runs from base 62 to 1063 and encodes 333 amino acids.